Messenger RNA from Arctia plantaginis, 825 nucleotides. The record is from the annotation of a GenBank genome assembly. NCBI's taxonomy places the organism in Eukaryota, Metazoa, Arthropoda, Insecta, Lepidoptera, Erebidae.
AUGAAACCCCCUGGGAUCGCUUUAGCAACAGAGAAUUCAAUAAUCCUGCAGAACUUGGAUUUUGCUGCAAGCGGCAGCUACUCGUGCGAGGUAUCUCUCGACACACCGAUUUACACCAAAGCCUCUCCCGAAAAACAACUCACUGUUUUCCAUCCACAAAAACAUCAUCCUAGAAUCGACUUCCCUAUGCGCUUCCUGAGUUUUGGUGAGACCUUGCGAGCUAAUUGCACUACAGCACCGGCCUUGCCAGCUCCUCAUAUCACGUGGUUCAUCAAUGGGCGCAAGAUGGAUGAACUUGUUGCUCAGUCUCACAAGUUUCGCGUACCGAUGAGUGAACGAAGUGGAAGGAGAGGUCUUCAGAGAAGUUUCGAAUAUGAUCACAGUCUCAGCAGUCCUCCUCCACUUUUGACCCUCACGCACGCAUCCCACGUCGCCACUCGUCCACCUGGCUGCAACCUAAAAGAACAUCAGAUUGCUGAAAUCAAGGAGCAUGAAGAACUGAAUAUAAUUCACACAAGCAGCCGACAUAAAAAUCGAAAACCCAGUAAAAGAGAAUUAUACGUAACGGUGUCAGAACUGCAAGUAGUGGCAACCGGUAGGCUUGAGAUAACUUGCGUCAGCACAAUACCAGAGUUCAGAAGUAUUGAGGAUAAGUUUGCUGAUGUCAGAAAUGAUACUGCCAUAGUUGACAUCAUCAAACCUCCAGCGCUGUCGCAGCCGCCUGCAAACAUCACGAAAGCUGACUCCAGCAUAUCUGGAACGUCUAACACACCACUUUCAUCUUUAAUGUGUAUUAUAUUCAUUUGGUUGCUCACAGUUGCUUGA